This is a messenger RNA of Cajanus cajan (pigeon pea), 2753 nucleotides long. RefSeq lists its product as uncharacterized. NCBI's taxonomy places the organism in Eukaryota, Viridiplantae, Streptophyta, Magnoliopsida, Fabales, Fabaceae. The record is from RefSeq and is a predicted model, not a curated record.
AAGGGUGCGAGUGUGACACGGAAACACCAACGAAAGGACCAAGGAGAAGGAAAGCGAAGCCGAACGAGAGGGGAAGUUAAUGUCAAGUGUCAACACAAGACAAGACAGUUGAAUGAGACGAUGAGAAGAGGAACGUGGCUCGUAGGGCGUAGGGGUAGUAUAACUAAAAAGUAUGUAGGUAGCUAUUUUUAACCCCCGCGAGCGACAAACACGAAAGGGGGUUGGAAAUGGAAAUUGAGGGAGUGGGGGUUUGAGAUGUCUCCCUCCUCCCUCUGUUUCAACCUUGUUCUUCCUUAAUCUCUCCGAAAAACGAUGGCCGAGGAAUUCUCGAAAUCGGUGGAGGAGGGGCUGCGCCUCUCCAAGCGCAUAUACUUCGGCAAUGACAGGGCCGUGUCGCCGCCCAGACCCCCUCCCACCAUGUCCAAGUCCCACACCGCUUACCUCCCAACCGCGCCCAUGCUCUACGCUGUUAUAAAUGACCCUUCAAUCGUCGACAACCCCGAUGUUCCCAGCUACCAGCCCUACGUCCACGGCAAGUGUGACCCUCCCGCUCUCAUUCCCCUCCACAUGAAUUCCUUCAACCUCGCCGCCCAUUGCUUCCUCAACGCCGCCGCCUCCCUCUCCCUCUCCGCCGCCUGGAGACUCCACUGCAUCUCCGGCAGCCGCUCCUGCGAUUGCCUCAUCGCCAUGCCCCUCCCGCAUCAGGGUUCAAUUCUAGGUGUGGAGGUCACCGUUCAUAGGAAAUCUUAUUCCACUAAGCUGGUUGAUCUGAAAGACAACAAUGGUGAGGAGAAUAUGAUCCUAGCUCAAAAUGGAGGCUUUAUCGGGCCUAAUUUGUUUACUUUGAGUAUACCGAAGAUUGAUGGAGGUUCCAUUUUAUCUGUUAAAAUUAGUUGGCACCAGAAGAUACAAUACAGCAAUGAUAUGUUCUGCUUGAAUGUGCCUUUUAACUUUCCUGAUUUUGUCAACCCUGUUGGAAAGAGAAUGGCCAAAAAAGAAAAGAUAGAAAUAAAUGUGAAUGCUGUAACUGGAAGCGAGCUUAUUUGCCAGUCAAUGAGUCAUACCCUGAAGAAAGUGAGGCAGAAUGCUGGGAGUGUGGGUUUCUUGUAUGAGUCAGAUGUUCUCGCGUGGUCAAAAACCGAUUUCAACUUUUCAUAUCAUGUGCCUGAUUCUUCAAGUCAGAUAAGUGGUGGUGUUCUUUUGGAAUCUGCAUCUUUGGAUGAUUUUGAUCAAAGAGAGAUGUUCUGCAUGUACCUUUCUCCUGGAAAUCGUCAGAGUAGGAAGAUAUUCAGAAAGGACAUCGUGUUUGUGAUUGACAUAAGUGGAAGCAUGCGGGGAAAGGUAAUUGAUGAGACAAAGAAUGCACUAUCGGCUGCUCUUUCUAAGCUCCAUCCUGAUGAUUCGUUUAGUAUUAUAGCAUUUAAUGGAGAUAUAUAUCAAUUUUCAAAAUCAAUGGAAUCGGCUUCGAAGGAUGCUGUUGAAAGGGCCAUUGAGUGGAUUAACAUGAAUUUUAUUGCAGGGGGUGAUACAAAUAUUUCGCAGCCCUUAAACACGGCAAUAGAGAUGCUAUCUGAUGCUCAAAGUUCAGUUCCAAUUAUUUUCCUAGUUACAGAUGGAACUGUUGAAGAUGAGAGGCAAAUUUGUGAUAUGAUGAAGAAUCAUAUGAACAAUGGAGAGUUAAUAUCCCCCCGAAUUUACACUUUCGGCAUAGGUUUAUUCUGCAAUCAUUAUUUCUUGCGGAUGCUUGCUAUGAUUGGUCGGGGUCAACAUGUUGCAGCAUUGGAUGUAGAUUUGGUCGAGCCUCAGAUGCUGAAAUUGUUUGACAAAGCUUCAUCUCUUGUUCUUGCAAAUAUCACAAUGGACAUAUUCAAUGAUCUAGACGAAGUUGAGGUGUGCCCCUCCCAUAUUCCAGAUCUUUCCUCAGAUGAUCUUCUGAUUUUAUCUGGAAGAUACAAGGGAAGUUUUCCCAAAGAUCUAGAAAUUAAAGGUGUCUUGGCUGAUUUCAGUAAUUUUGUAAUAGAUAUGAAGAUUCAAGAGGCUAAGGACAUACCUGUACAAAGGAUUUGUGCAAGAGAUCAAAUAGAGUAUCUUACUGCUCAAGCAUGGCUCUCAAAAGAUGAAAAAUUAGAAGAGCAGGUUGCAAAACUAAGCUUACAAACUGGCUUUCAAUCCGAGUACACGCGUAUGACAAUUCUCGAGAAUGAUGAGCGUCUAAAGAAAGCCAAGGAAUCAGGUGGAAAGAAAGAAGGCAAGAAGGUGUCAAAAAAGAGCCAUCCUAAGAGUGGAGCAAAUGCCCCAGGCGAGAGAACGUUUUUGCUCCCUCACUUAGGUAUAGGAUUUGGUGACUUGGCUGCAACUGUUGAAAACAUUCAACCAGGAUCUCAAGACACAAAAGGGCCUGACAGUGCUGAAAUCUUUGUUAAGGCAGCCACAAAUUGUUGUAGCACCUUCUGCAGUUACUGCUGUUGCAUGUGCUGCAUCAAGGCAUGUACCAAGAUAAACAACCAAUGUGCAGUUGCACUCACUCAGCUUUGUGUUGGCUUAGGAUGCUUCGGUUGCCUCAACUGUUGUGCAGAAUUAUGCUGCAAUGGAAAUGAUAGCUGAAAUCUCAACAUAUGUUGUAUGGUUAUUGUAUACUACAUAGAUGCUGUUUACUGGGUUGUUAAUUUGGAAAUGUAUGUGCUUAAGUCAUCAGUUUCGUUUUAUAGUUCAUUUUCUUGCUAAAGUUUAGUGGAAUAAAUUUUCCAAGAGGA